Messenger RNA from Sitodiplosis mosellana (orange wheat blossom midge), 15287 nucleotides. RefSeq names its product neurobeachin (gene rg). The record is from RefSeq and is a predicted model, not a curated record. Lineage: Eukaryota; Metazoa; Arthropoda; Insecta; Diptera; Cecidomyiidae. The coding region runs from base 5683 to 14751 and encodes 3022 amino acids. Gene Ontology annotation, molecular function: protein kinase binding. Gene Ontology annotation, biological process: intracellular protein localization. The transcript is spliced from 38 exons. Gene Ontology annotation, cellular component: cytosol; membrane.
ACAUGCACAUAAAAUUGCCUAGAGUAUGUAUUCUCAUUUAACUAUUUUUAAACGUGACGUGUAUGUAAAUAACGUAGAACAAAAUUGGAUGUAUUUCCAGUUAAAACUAUUGCACAUAAAUAGCUUGCUUUUUGCGAAAUUUUGAUUUUGUGACUAAAAGCCCCAAACUUAUUUUUAUUCAGAUCCUUUAAUUUUUCAUGUAAAAUACGGUGCAGAUUAUUUGCACAAAACGUUCCUUUUGAGUAUGACUAUGAAUUAUAUCUUCACACUAAAAAUAUAUUGUUUGAACUAAGGUAGGCCAAAGCAUUCAUUUUGGAUACAAGAUGACGAACGAAAUCUUCAAGAUGUGUUCUAGAGAUUAUGUUUUGGAAUAGUAAAUACAUAACUAUGUUAUGACCAUGGAUUAGUCUUUGUUCAACAUAACAAUCUAAAGUUAUUUGUUCAACUGGUUUGUAAUUUGAUUAGAUGUGUUUUCCAUUUUGUUUCUGAUUCAUACCCAUUAUUUUCGUGUAAAAUUUUAUUUCUCGCCUGUUGAUACUCUUCGAAAAGGACGAAACGUCACAAAUAAAAGAUUAAAAUAUAUUCUGAAGGCCUUAGAAGACAUUUUCCAUUCGUUAUAGUAAAUAGAAGGGAAAAUAGUUUGUUUUUGCUAUUUUUUCCAUUAUUCCGUUUUGGUUCUAUUAUUAGGAUGCAUAAACCGAACGAUUUAUCAACUCAGUAUUGUACUGAGAAGGGUUCCGAUCACGCAAAUUGAUUUACAGUAAUCUUUGGACGUGUAAUUUAUGUAAGUAAAUAAAUUGCAAUCGAUUCAGUGAUGUAAAACCUAGGGGCUUCAUUCGAAUUUUAAAACAGUGAAUUUUUGUAAAUAUUUUUGAAUAUUAUAGAUAUUUUCUCAUAGAAUCUUCGAAAAUAUUUUGAAUAUACGUGAAUAAAUUUAGAUUUAAAAAAAACCAAGAUGGCGGCUGGUGAGAACGGCUGAACUUUCAAAAUAAGAAACACCGAAUAUCUGUGAAUGGGAGUGAAUAUCUCCUAAAACACACCGAAAUUAAUGAAUAUUUUCAUUAGCUACCAUAUGAGAGAAUUAUGAGUUUAGCUAAGCAUGAAAUAUUUGAUUUGUGAAAAAGGUGGAGAGAGUUUAAUUUCAAUUUUGUAUUUCCGAGCAACGGCGUAAUGAGCAAAUAAGCAUUGUUUGGCUGAAUAAGCUAUGCUAUAUACAUAUGCCCACAUAAACACAAGUAAAAUUCACUGCCAAGCCAAAUACGCUUGCAAUACAAUAAUCUGUUGUUUGGCAUAAGCAUUCUGUUUGUGAUUACAGUUUUGAAAAAGGAGCAAAAACCAUCGUUUACGGGGAUUAAAAUCACAUGAAUGUGCUGCAGUUUAUGGCCUUGGGAAUGAACGUUAGCUCCGAAAUGCAAUUGUGCAUGAGCAACAUUCAAACAAUUUGUUAAAUAAUGAUUUUGAAUGAGCGCGCGCAAUAUUCUAUUAUCUCCGAUUCAUAUUCUCUUUAUGAGCCCACUUCACUUCUAUCCGACGUAUAUUAAAUGUGCAAAAUAAAACCGUACUAAAAUGUGUAUUGUAGAUGUGCAAUGAAAAUGUAUAUACAUAGAGUAAUUCAUUUUGGUAAGCCUUUUAAGCUUACAUAAAGAUUACAAAACUUAGCACACAUAUGCACAGGUAAGCGAUGGGCUUUUUCUUUGUUUUCGAAUUGUACCAUGGAUUUUAAUCGAUUCAAAAGAACUUACAUAUAUACUAUAGUAUAUGUGAGUGUUCUCAUUAUAUUUUUUUUUCUCCACAUGCUCUUCUCUGAGGCAUUAGAUGUGCUUCCAGGCUUCACCGCCAGGCUUUCAAAUGUGCAUGUAUACCUACAAAUAUCAUAAUCGCUGAGCAUACAAAAUUCGGUUCGUUAUUUCAACAUCCAUUCCGGAUUAAUAUUCACAAAACGAAUGAACGUGUGACUAAUGUAUAUUUCUGUUAUCUUAAUGGAUGCGCUAUGAACUGUUCAGAUAUAACAUGGCUCAGCUUCACAAAGAGCAAAGUGUUUAUGUUUAAAAUCAGAACAUUGGCAAUGGAAUUGUGCUUUUGGGAACGUACUCGUUAGCAUCUGCACGAUUAUCGUGCAAUUAAACUACCAAAGAUGCGAGGUUCAGAGAAUUUUUGUUUAAAUCCAAAUCAAUUUCUCUUGAAUGAUAGAUAAUUUUCAUUAUUAUACUAUUGAAGCAAUUUCCUAACCACUUGAAACUUUGAAUGAAUUAUUAAAUGGUCGUAUUCGAAUAUUUUUUCCCCGAUGUUCAAGAUAACAUUUCCACCGAAUGAAAGCGUUGCGUUUUGCGAUGUGUUUCAGUGAACGUGCGUUCAAAGAUUAGUGCAUCAAUCGCACGGUGAGAAGUACAAGUUCUUUUAUGUUGCGCUUGAGCUAUGAAAAACUGGAAAACUCAAUGGGCCCAUCCAAUUGCUAUGUGUUGGGUAUGUUAUCACUUAGAUUCACAUUGUACCACACCUGAUCCAUUUUUAGCCAGUGAGAUGUGUACAUUUUAAGGCGUUGUUUUACCGCAUGUACUAUAUGCAAAUGUGAUUUUUUUAAGGGGCGGAGAUGAAGUUGGCACAGAGAAAGCGAACAAGCAAGAGAUAAAUUAUGCUCAUGUAGAUGAACAAAAUUCACAAUCAAACAUAGCCGGUGCCAUUGUGUGUAAUGUGUAUGUGUAAAAUCGUAGAUUUUGUGUGAAUACGAACUUUCAUUGUAAGCCAAAAACAAAUAGGAAGCAAUGGAAGCAUACAAGACAGAAAAACAUGAAGUUUGCAUUUACUGGUUUGGCUUCUCGAAAUAUUCUACACGAAUUUGUACUUUUGCCGAAUAGAAUGCAUCGUUUCAUGGAGCAUAUUAGUCUUAAUGUAUGUAGUAUGUUCCUGGAUUAUCAUUUCACGGUUUCUUUCUCCUUUUCAUUUCCUUCGUCUACUUGUAUGCGCUCUCUGUUGAAACAAUAUCGUACAGUCAUUUUUAGGAACGAUUUCGAACAUUUCGAGCCCACUUAAGUCCUUUUGUUUUGUGAUGUUAAAAGUCAGUUUUCAUUUUAAUCUGUUUGGCAUUUUUCUGGGUGGGAUUCACGUAUGUUUGGGUGUUUUUUUUCCGGCUCAUAUCUUAGCAGCCUAAUUGUGUCGUCACACGAAAAGGUCAAUCAUAUCAAUCAAGUUGACAGUUCGGGCAUGGAAUAUGUCAAACAUAAUCGAUAUCACCAACCAAGAGGUAUUCAUUGAAUUUUAACAUGACAGGCUGGGAUUCAUAAUUACGGUUUGAAGCCAUGAUUAUAAUUAAUGGUACAUAAGUCAACCGCACAGUAAAACAAAAUUACACUCUCACGAAGCUCACACGUCAAAAGUAUCCCAAUGAAUCAAAGGAAUCGUUCGCUCUGACACAUGCUUGGCAUAGUUCAAAAUUGAAGUGACACCCGCAGCAACACAUCCUCGCGUUACAUCACAUCACACACUGAUCUGCUCUCACUGAGGAGAGAAAUGUGGAGGAGAGAGACCGAAAAAGAGUAAAGCGAUCGUGUAUGCAAAUCGUAUCCAUAACAACGCAAAUUUCCACUAAACUCUUCGUGCAUAUUUCAACGUUCACAUGCAUAUUUUAGUACCUUUCAACCAUUCUCUUGACGUCCGUAUAAAAUGCGCCAAGUAUAUUGAUUCGCUAAGAUCAGAUGAAGAAGAACGAUUUGCGCUACUUUUCUCCAUUCUCCAAAGCCAUAGACUACCGGUGCAUUUGAGACUGCGAAUAUACAUACUUCGUUUACAUCUCCAGGUUUCACUCCACUCCACUUUGGCUUCGUUGAUUGCUUGCUUUGGUUUUUCUAAGUACUUCAUUAUGGUGACACAAACUACAUGCACAUAAAACGACAACAUGAAAUGCGAUUAGUUUUUGCUAUUAAAUAAUUCACAUGAUGUUUUUCCCUUCGUACAUAAUCAAAAGUGACUGGAUACAAAAUUCGUCAUGUUUUACAUAACCCCCAAUGAAGUAGCACAUACUAUAUAUAUAUAUACUACAAACAAUGCUAAAGGUACUUGAAAGUGCUCGGCUCGUCUCGUUUUAGCUACCAAUAAUCUACGUAGAAUAUAAGACAUAUUACAUAAUUCAUUAAGCAUUCAAACUCAACGUUCAAAGCAUCAACGAAAACAGAUUUUGUAAAAUCUGACAUGUGCAGCGUGUUUUUAUUGUUCAAAUAAUGAUGAAUUUACGGAUGAAGCGUUCCUCAUUGUAUGGGAAGUUUUUGUAAACCGAGAAUAUUGUGAUUAGUUCGUGCUUAUGCUGAUUUUUUGGGUUCUUCCAUAUCAACAUUUUGGUUGAUUUAGGAAUUCAUUGUUCAUAAUUUAAUAUUUACAAUUUGUUAUCCAAAAUAUUUUGCACGGCGACAGUAACGUAAUGGUUUGACACUUUUGGCUCCUUGAAUCACUGGAUGAAACACUGUGACACUUUGCCACUUUGCUACUAUAAAUUAAUUACGAUCUUUAACAUUUAUCUCGUUUAUAGUACACAGGCGUUUCAUGGCAUCUAGUUUAUGCAGCGAAACAAAACAGCCGGUUUUCAACUACUGAAAUACCGCAAAAUGUUGCAGGCGAUGUCUUUAGAUUAAUGGGAUGUCCUUCAAAGAAGUAUUACAUCAAUUAAGUUUCUAAGCGUUUUCUCAGCCAAUUAAAUCUCGUUUAUAUAAAAUCAACUAAAGCGAAAACGAACCGAAUGAUAUCAUUGUUCUCCACUUCAUGGUUGGGAUCUAAAAUAUAUCCAAGACAAGCAUUGUUUAUGGCAUUAUUGUAAAUACCCUAAUUACUCUUUAUGAUAAUCAAAUAAUCUUGAAAUGGCUGUUCCAACAAACCCCAGCACAAGCUAGCCACUUCCAGACGCAAUUUGAUUAAUCGAAAUUCAUUGAUGAAAAUUGAGUUUGUGAUUUAGGAAACUCAUUUCAAAGAGUUAUAUUGGAAUGAUAGUUGCAUCUCUUAAGAUCAUUCAACUCUUUUUUCAUAAAACAUUUUGAAAAUAAUAUCCUCUUUAAACUAUGCCCGUCCAUUGUAUUUUAAUUGUACAUUUAAAUUAGAAUAUCUCCAAAAUUUAAAUGAACCCACUGAAGAGUAAUAAUCUCAAGUUAUCCCAAUCGAAAAUUGGCAAUUGAAUCCUUAUCGUAGUUUAUUGUCUUCCACGAUUAAUUUAUUGUUUCUGAUUUCGUUUGGCAAAUCAUUCGUCUAAUCAUUAAAUAUAUAAUUAUGAAUGCCACGAAUCAUACUCAUUUAAUCUAUGGAUUCUUUUUCAUCAACAGAAAUGAUUGAUAAAUUUUGGAACUAUCAUAAAUAAUAAUAAAUCUCUUUGAAAAUAAUGCGAUAUUUUGCAACGAUAAUAAAACAAAAUUUGAAGGAGGAAAACCAUUUGUGCUGAAGUUUAAAAAAAAGUAACCUCAAAAUUAAUAGAACAUUAAAAAUUAUUGUGUAUACAACUCUUGAUGAUAGUUUAGAUGAAGACUAUCAAUUUGCGGCAUUCGCAGUGAAGUCGCACAGAGUGUGAUUUUGUAACACCAAACGACACACACACACACAUAGUAUGCAUACACAAAAUUCAUUUUUAAAAUUGACAACGAUAUAAUAUCCAAGUGCAGCUGCAAAAACCAAAAUUUGAACAGAAAAAAAAAUUCAACAACUUAAACUAUGGACUCAAUCGAACGAAUAAUACGUGCCAACCCAUUGCCGGCAAAUUUACCAAACGGCAAUGGACAAAAUUCUCGACGAGCACUUGUGCAUGCGUCAUUAGCCACAGCUGUUGGUCGAAAGGGACGUCAUCUAACUGGUACAUUUUGUUUAACUGGCGAUACAAUGGAAGGCAUAAUUCAAUGUCUCGUUUUUCUGAAAGCGUUUUCGCUCGUUGGAGGCGAAUUUGAUAUGGAACUGAAUUUUGUGAUUCAAGAUGCCCAGAAUAUCAAGCACAUGCUAGAACUCUUGGACCAUUGCCCUCCAAAUUUACAGGCGGAAAUAUGGAGCGUAUUCAUAGCAAUAUUACGUAAAAGUGUUCGCAAUUUGCAGGCGUGUACCGACGUAGGAUUAAUUGAACAUGUUUUAAUGCGAUUGCAACGUGCCGAAACUGUUGUAGCUGAUUUACUGAUCGAAAUGUUGGGAGUGUUAGCAAGUUAUAGUAUAACAGUUAAAGAGCUUAAAUUAUUGUUCGGUGCAAUGAAAGCUGUCAAUGGGAAAUGGCCACGUCAUUCAGCCAAACUAUUGAAUGUUCUACGUCAAAUGCCGCAUCGAAACGGGCCGGAUGUGUUUUUUAGUUUUCCUGGGCGCAAAGGAUCGGGUAUUGUAUUGCCACCGCUAGCGAAAUGGCCGUAUGAAAAUGGUUUUACAUUCACAACGUGGUUCCGACUAGAUCCCAUCAAUUCAGUCAACAUCGAACGAGAGAAGCCGUAUUUGUACUGUUUCAAAACAUCCAAAGGCGUUGGAUAUACAGCCCAUUUCGUUGGAAAUUGUUUAGUAUUGACGUCAAUGAAAGUCAAAGGGAAAGGCUUUCAACAUUGUGUUAAAUACGAAUUCCAACCGAGAAAGUGGUAUAUGAUAGCCAUUGUUUAUAUAUACAAUCGAUGGACUAAAAGUGAAAUAAAGUGCCUCGUUAAUGGUCAAUUAGCAUCAAGUACGGAAAUGGCGUGGUUCGUUUCGGCUAAUGAUCCAUUUGAUAAAUGUUAUAUUGGUGCAACACCCGAACUGGAUGAAGAGCGCGUAUUUUGCGGUCAAAUGGCAGCAAUUUAUUUGUUCAGCGAAGCAUUAACAACACAACAGAUUUGUGCAAUGCAUCGAUUAGGUCCUGGUUACAAGUCCCAAUUUCGAUUCGACAACGAGUGCUACCUUAAUUUACCGGACAAUCAUAAAAGGGUUCUUUAUGAUGGGAAGCUAUCAAACGCAAUUGUAUUCAUGUACAAUCCAGUGGCAACCGACGGCCAGUUGUGUUUACAGUCCGCUCCAAAAGGAAACGUUUCAUAUUUCGUGCAUACGCCACAUGCUUUGAUGUUACAGGACGUUAAGGCUAUCGUAACACAUUCAAUUCAUUGUACUUUAAAUUCAAUCGGUGGGAUACAAGUCCUUUUUCCAUUAUUUUCACAACUGGAUAUGCCAUAUGAUGGUUGUAGUGAUAUCAAACGAGAUCCAGCAUUAUGCUCUAAACUACUAGGCUUUAUAUGUGAAUUGGUUGAAAGUUCACAAACCGUACAGCAGCAUAUGAUCCAGAAUCGUGGAUUCCUUGUGAUAUCGUUCAUGUUACAAAGAUCAUCUCGCGAACACCUAACACUCGAAGUGCUUAGCUCAUUCUUAAGCCUAACGAAAUAUUUGGUGACCUGUUUGUCGGCCAAUAGCGAUUUAUUGCUAAAACAACUUUUCUGUUUUUCAUUUCUAACAUGGCAGCUGCUGGAUCAUGUGCUAUUUAAUCCAUCACUGUGGAUCUAUACGCCGGCCAAUGUGCAAGCACGUCUCUAUUCAUAUUUGGCCACCGAAUUUCUGAGUGACACACAAAUAUACAGCAAUGUGCGACGCGUCAGCACUGUUCUCCAAACGAUCCACACGCUAAAAUUUUACUAUUGGGUUGUGAAUCCACGAGCAAAAAGUGGUAUCGUACCAAAGGGAUUAGAUGGUCCACGUCCAGCACAAAAAGAUAUCCUCACUAUUAGAGCGUACAUUUUGCUCUUUCUCAAGCAACUGAUUAUGAUUGGUAAUGGAGUGAAAGAGGAUGAAUUGCAAAGCAUUUUAAAUUACUUGACCACAAUGCAUGAAGACGAAAACCUACACGACGUUUUACAAAUGCUAAUUUCAUUGAUGUCAGAGCAUCCGAGUUCUAUGGUACCAGCCUUCGAUGUGAAACAGGGCGUUCGAUCUAUUUUCAAAUUGCUAGCGGCCGAAAGUCAAUUAAUACGAUUGCAAGCGUUAAAAUUACUAGGAUUUUUCUUGUCACGUAGCACACAUAAGAGGAAAUAUGAUGUGAUGUCGCCGCAUAAUUUGUACACUCUUUUGGCAGAACGGUUGCUACUGUACGAAGAGUCACUGUCAUUGCCCACAUAUAAUGUCAUUUAUGAAAUUAUGACGGAGCACAUCUCGCAGCAAGUUUUGUACACAAGACAUCCAGAGCCAGAAAGUCAUUUCCGAUUGGAAAAUCCAAUGAUCCUGAAAGUAGUCGCCACAUUAAUUCGACAAUCAAAACAAACCGAGCAGUUGCUUGAAGUAAAAAAACUAUUCUUAUCCGAUAUGACGCUGUUGUGCAACAACAAUCGUGAAAACCGACGCACUGUGCUGCAAAUGUCUGUGUGGCAGGAAUGGCUUAUCGCUAUGGCUUACAUUCAUCCCAAGAAUAGUGAGGAGCAAAAAAUAUCUGAUAUGGUUUACUCGUUGUUCAGGAUGCUUUUACAUCACGCAAUCAAACACGAAUACGGCGGUUGGAGAGUAUGGGUCGAUACACUGGCCAUCGUUCAUUCAAAAGUUUCCUAUGAGGAGUUCAAGUUGCAAUUUGCUCAAAUGUAUGAGCAUUAUGAGAGACAUAGGACAGACAAUAUAACCGACCCAGCAUUACGGAGAGCGCAUCCAAUCAGUACGAUAAGCGGUUGGGAUCGUGAUCACGACCAAUCAACCGAGAGCUCAGUGAAAAAUGGUCAAGCGUUGAAUGAAAAAGCAAUUACUAGCACCCAAACGAAUGAAACACAGCCAGAGAGAUCGUAUAAAGUCAGUAAGAGUGAACAAACCGAUGAUGAAAAUGUGGUUGGUUUGGAAAAUGUCAAGUGCAUAUGUGAGGAGAAUGCGAACCAAGACGAGGCAAACCUAUCAAAUAACGUUGACACAGCCAAAGAGCCAUCGGCUCAAAUUCUGAAUUCCACUGAAUCAAACAAACCAGUGCAAUCAAUUUCAAGUAUUUCACAAGUGUAUAAUGAGCAGUUGACGGGAAAAUCGAUUGUUUUUAAUGGAGAUUCGGAGCACGCAUUUGAUGAUGACGCCACUCAUUGUACGCCGACGAAACCGGUGAACGCUAGUGGUGAUGGUGGUGAUUUUGAUGAUGGAAGUACAUCCGGAUCAGCUGCAUUGCGCAAAACACUUGAAAUGGAUAGCUAUGACAUAAACGAAGACAAUAAAGAAAUUGUGGACGAGAUUGUUGAAGAGAUAUUGACAAAAAGCGAAACUUUGCUGGACGAUUGUAAACGGUCAUUGGAUGAAAACCAUCAACAUUUAGAAGAAACGGAAACCACGUCAUCACCAGUCAUUAAAGAUGAGGAAAUCGAGCACGCAGUUAGCGAAGUGGUAAAAGGUGUACGAAAUAUUGAGCGUAAGGUGAAACGUGACAGUGAAAAUGAUUCGGAUUUGUCGGCCAUUGAAAUGGGUUUGAAAAUAAAUCGAGAACAACUGAAUGUUCAGAGGUCAACGAUUUCACCGAACAAUGUAUCGUCCGGCGUACAAAACGAAAAUCAAAAGGCUGAAAUAUUGCUAUCGAAUGUAGCAAUCAACGACAAGGAUAUUUCGAGCGAUAACGUUGAAAUCGAUAGAGUUCCAGAGAAAACGACUGUAGUCCCAAAUUCGGAGGAAAUCAAAGACAUCGUCACGACUAUUGUGAACGAUGUGAUUGAGAAUUGCGUAAAUCAAACAAAUCAAACAGCCACCGAUAUUGGCGACGUAUGUGAUAAUGAAAUGAAUAAAAUGUCCAUAAUUGAUAACAUCAAUAAUAAUAGUUCGGACGUAGCCACAAAUGAUAGCAACGAUAAUGCCAUAAUUGUCGACACAAUCACACAAAUGACCGAAAUCGUUGGCACCUUGAAUGCACCCACAAGUGAAUCGUUCCCAAUCGAUGAUGAAACAAAUGAAGAUAUAAUUAAAGGUAUUGUAAAUGAAAUCGUCGAUAAAUGUGUAGAAAGCGAAACGAACGCAGCGACCGACAACGAUAACAAUAACAACAACAACAAUAGCGAAGAAGAUACGAUGCCAAAUAAUGCAAGAAGUGAAGCGUUUAUCGCCGACACAAUGAGUGAAUCGCCCGAUGGCGAACAGCCAACUACCGAAGACAAUGCCAAAUUUACAUCUGCCACUGCAGAGGUAGCAGACAAUGACGAUGAUGACGACACAAACCAAACGAACGAGAAUCGAAACAUCAAACCAAACCGAUCCCAAGGUACAUCGAUUAGCACCAGCACACAAGUUGAAAACAAUCAUUUCGACCAAAGACAAAACCGAUCCAAAUCAUCUUCCAAUCGACCGAUGUUCAGUCCAGGACCAUCCCGACCACCAUUCCGGAUACCAGAGUUUAAAUGGUCUUACAUUCACCAGCGACUCUUAUCAGACGUUCUCUUUUCACUGGAAACUGACAUACAAGUUUGGAGAAGUCAUUCAACAAAGACCGUCUUGGAUUUUGUUAAUUCAAGCGAGAAUGCAAUUUUUGUUGUAAACACUGUCCAUUUAAUAUCCCAAUUGGCUGAUAAUUUGAUAAUUGCCUGCGGUGGACUAUUACCGUUAUUGGCAAGUGCAACAUCACCGAACAAUGAAUUGGAUUGUAUUGAGCCGACGCAGGGAAUGCCACUGGAAGUAGCCGUUUCAUUCUUGCAACGUCUUGUCAAUAUGGCUGAUGUUUUGAUCUUUGCCAGCUCACUGAAUUUCAGCGAAUUAGAAGCUGAGAAGAAUAUGUCGAGUGGAGGUAUCUUGCGGCAAUGUUUGCGUUUAGUAUGUACUUGUGCCGUUCGAAAUUGUCUUGAAUGCAAAGAACGAACGCGGUAUUCAAAUGGUGGACUGCCACGCGAUGUUCCAGGGGCAGCCCAUUUGCAAGCCCUGAUUCGCGGAGCUCAAGCAUCUCCAAAGAAUAUUGUUGAAUCAAUCACGGGCCCGCUGAGUCCCGUCAAGGAUGUGGAGAAACUCCUACAAGACAUGGACGUGAAUCGAUUACGUGCCGUUGUCUAUCGUGAUGUGGAUGAGACGAAGCAAGCACAAUUUUUGUCGCUGGCCAUAGUCUACUUCAUAUCGGUGUUGAUGGUGUCCAAAUAUCGUGAUAUACUGGAGCCACCUGCUGAGACGUCCGUACGUGCAUCACCUGUAGCACAACGCAUCCCACAGAAUCAAGGGCAGAGAAAUAUCCAAGAUGGUGACUACGAGGUAAUUGUCGUUGAUGAAAACAAUUCAUCGGUUCUGGCAGACGAUUCACAUUCAAGUGGACCACCAUCAAUUAAGAGUGUGGACUCCGAUGGUGCUUCCCUAAAUAUGAACUCAACGGAAAAUGAUGUACACGAAACAUCUAGUGAAAUUAUGAACGAUGACAACAAACCAACAAAUUCGAAUGAUGAAAGCUGGACAGAUGUUAAUUUGAAUGAGGAUGGUAGCGAUCGAAUUCGCGAUAUCGAAGGAAACAUUCAUCAUUUACAACGAGGGGAAAAGCCCGACUCAGAAAUAUCAGUCGUACGUGUUCCUGAUAGCUAUACCAUGAAUACUAGUCGUUCACAUCGGCCGGAGGAUAUGCAAAUCAAACCACCGCUUGUUGGACAGUUGCCAUUAUCAACACCAUCACGUGAAGCCAGUCUAACUCAAAAGUUAGAAGUAGCAUUGGGUCCGGUGUGUCCGUUGUUGCGUGAAAUCAUGGUUGACUUUGCACCAUUUUUAUCGAAAACUUUAGUUGGAUCCCACGGCCAAGAGUUACUGUUAGAAGGCAAAGGACUCACCACAUUCAAGAAUAGUCAAUCCGUCGUUGAAUUGGUGAUGCUGCUGUGCUCGCAGGAAUGGCAGAAUAGCUUGCAAAAGCAUGCUGGUUUGGCAUUUAUUGAGUUGAUAAACGAAGGUCGUUUGUUAUCCCAUGCAAUGAAAGAUCACAUUGUGCGUGUUGCAAACGAAGCCGAAUUUAUAUUGAACCGUAUGCGUGCCGAUGACGUGUUGAAGCAUGCUGAAUUCGAGUCUCAAUGUGCUCAAACUCUGUUGGAGCGACGUGAGGAAGAACGAAUGUGUGACCAUUUGAUUACAGCUGCUCGCCGACGUGAUAAUGUUAUUGCGAGCCGGUUGUUGGAAAAAGUCCGCAAUAUAAUGUGUAACAAGCAUGGAGCAUGGGGUGAAACUAGUGGAACGGUGACAAAGCAAAUAUUUUGGAAAUUAGACGCAUGGGAAGAUGAUGCGCGCCGAAAACGAAGAAUGGUACAAAACCCAAGAGGAUCAACACAUCCACAAGCUGCACUCAAAGCGGCUCUUGAAAAUGGCGCUCCUGAUGAUGCCAUAUCGCAGGCACGCGAAGAAUUCCAUUCACAAAUCGCAAACACACGAUCACAACAUGCAACAGCUCACAAUGGUGAUUUACUUGAUGAUGCUGAGCUACUCAUUGAGGACCGUGAACUCGAUUUGGACUUAACCGGACCGGUGAAUAUUAGUACGAAAGCAAAGUUAAUCGCACCAGGUUUGGUGGCCCGCGGUACCGUUUCAAUUACAAGCACCGAAAUGUAUUUCGAGGUGGACGAAGACUGUGAAGAAUUCCAAAAGAUUGACACCGAAGUGAUCAAAUAUUGUGAUCAUUUGCAUGGGAAAUGGUACUUUUCCGAAGUUCGAGCUGUAUUUUCCCGCCGAUACUUGCUACAAAAUAUUGCAUUGGAAAUAUUUUUAGCAUCACGUACAUCGAUAUUGUUUGCCUUCCCCGAUCAACACACUGUGAAAAAAGUGAUCAAAGCGUUGCCACGUGUCGGCGUUGGCAUUAAAUAUGGUAUUCCCCAAACGCGACGUGCGUCAAUGAUGUCGCCCAGACAAUUGAUGCGCAACUCAAAUAUGACGCAAAAAUGGCAAAGACGUGAAAUUUCUAAUUUCGAAUAUUUAAUGUUUUUGAACACAAUCGCUGGUCGUACAUACAACGAUUUGAAUCAAUAUCCAAUAUUCCCAUGGGUACUUACUAAUUACGAUUCUAAAGAAUUGGAUCUUAGUCAACCAUCCAAUUAUCGUGAUUUGUCGAAACCAAUUGGUGCAUUGAAUCCUAGCAGAAGAGAAUACUUCGAAGAGCGCUAUGAGAGCUGGGAGAAUGACACGAUUCCACCAUUCCAUUAUGGAACACAUUAUUCAACUGCUGCAUUUGUGUUGAAUUGGCUCAUACGUAUUGAACCAUUCACAACCAUGUUCCUAGCGUUGCAAGGUGGCAAAUUUGAUCAUCCGGACCGACUAUUCUCGUCAGUGACACUGGCAUGGAAAAAUUGCCAACGCGAUACAUCCGAUGUUAAAGAAUUAGUUCCUGAAUGGUAUUUCUUACCCGAAAUGUUCUAUAAUUCAUCGUCAUAUCGAUUGGGUACACGCGAAGAUGGGGUCACUGUCAAUGACGUUGAGCUUCCUCCGUGGGCAAAAUCACCAGAAGAAUUUGUACGUAUCAAUCGAAUGGCACUAGAAUCUGAAUUCGUUUCGUGUCAAUUACAUCAAUGGAUAGAUUUGAUAUUCGGGUACAAACAACGUGGACCUGAAGCUGUGCGAGCAACAAACGUUUUUUAUUAUCUUACAUACGAGGGAAGCGUUGAGUUAGACACAAUAACCGAUAUUGUUAUGAAAGAAGCAAUUGAAAAUCAAAUUCGUAACUUUGGUCAAACGCCGAGUCAGCUCUUGAUGGAACCGCACCCGCCGAGAAGCUCAGCGAUGCAUUUGUCACCAAUGAUGUUCAGUGCAAUGCCCGAUGAUGUGUGCAUGUCGAUGAAAUUCCACUUGAAUUCACCAAUCAUUCACAUAUCUGCUAACACUUAUCCACAAUUGCCUCUGCCAAGUGUUGUUACUGUGACCGCCGGCCAUCAGUUCGCUGUUAAUCGCUGGAAUUGUAAUUACACGGGCGCAGUACAAGGACCAAGUUACGCAGAAUCGAAUCAAAAUCAAAAUGCAAAUCUACCACUCACCAUGGAUCCGGUUCUCUUGCAAACAAAUGGUAACAAUACGGCUGUGCGCCGUCAUUUGGGUGAUAAUUUCAGUCAAAAGUUGAAAAUACGUGCGAGUUGCUUUGUCACAACCGUCGAUAGCCGCUUUCUGAUUGCAUGCGGUUUCUGGGACAAUAGUUUCCGCGUUUACUUAACGGAAACAGCAAAAAUUGUACAAAUUGUUUUUGGUCACUUUGAUGUGGUUUCUUGUUUAUCCCGAUCUGAGUGCAAUAUUACAUCCGAUUGCUACAUUGCGUCGGGUUCGGCUGAUUGCACAGUUUUACUGUGGCACUGGAAUGCACGAACACAAAGCAUUGUUGGCGAAGGUGAAGUGCCAACACCCAGAGCAACAUUGACCGGACAUGAGCAAGCCGUCUCCGCCGUUGUAAUCAGCGCUGAACUGGGAUUAGUUGUUUCAGGCUCGAUAAACGGCCCAGUUUUGAUUCACACAACCUUCGGAGAUUUGUUGCGUUCACUAGAACCACCGACUGAAUUCGUUUCACCCGAACUAAUUUCAAUGUCCCGUGAAGGCUUCAUCGUUGUCAGCUAUGACAAGGGCAAUGUUGCAGCUUAUACGAUCAAUGGAAAACGUCUGAGACACGAAUCGCACAACGACAAUCUACAGAGUAUGAUAUUGUCACGUGAUGGUGAAUAUCUAAUGACAGCCGGAGACCGUGGUAUUGUUGAAGUAUGGCGAACAUUCAAUCUUGCUCCAUUAUAUGCAUUCCCAGCUUGCAGCAGUGGCAUUCGUUCAUUGGCAUUAACUCAUGACCAAAAGUAUUUAUUGGCUGGCCUUGCAACGGGAUCGAUCAUUGUGUUCCACAUUGAUUUCAAUAGGUGGCAUCAUGAGUAUCAACAGAGAUACUAAAUUCAAUACUAAAUACGUUUGUAAUCAAGCAAGCGCAUUUAAACGCGUCGAUUUAGCAGAAUUUAAAAGUAAUGAAUGAAAAAAAAAUUGGUUUAAAUUUUUCUAUUUAGUACGUAUUUGAAAAACAAAACAAAUUUUUAUCCUACUGACUAAUUUUCAUUGAAUGCUUCUUGUAUUAUUGUGUCAAUGAGAUCACCGAGAAGUAAAACUCAAAGCCAAAUAUGAAAGAAAAGAAGAAGAUAUAUGUAGUUAAUGGAAGGAGAUAUGCGGCCAAAAUACUUAGCAACUUAGUAUAAAAUGUGGAUUCAUUGCUAUUUUAUGAAUAGAUAAUUGCAAAUUUUUUUAGACGAAUCAAGUAUUUUUACUGGUUUUUGAUUCGUCGAUAUAAUUUUGAUAACUACAGCGAAUGAAAAUGGAAAAAAAAAAUUGUUUAGAAAGUUCAAAAUUGUAUAUAGAAAAAGGUUUCGUUUGGUUUUUUAAAUUGGUUUCGGUUUAAGCAUACUGCGAAACAUUGAAAACAUAUUUAAAAAAAACAA